Fundulus heteroclitus (mummichog) is the source of this 1667-nucleotide messenger RNA. Its product is annotated as rho guanine nucleotide exchange factor 33-like. The record is from RefSeq and is a predicted model, not a curated record. The transcript is spliced from 12 exons. The coding region runs from base 431 to 1546 and encodes 371 amino acids. Gene Ontology annotation, molecular function: guanyl-nucleotide exchange factor activity. Lineage: Eukaryota; Metazoa; Chordata; Actinopteri; Cyprinodontiformes; Fundulidae.
GACUCCGCUGGGUCAAGACGGAUGGGCGGAGUGAAGACGGUGAAUCUCUCCACCAAUGCGUCUGAAACUAAAGAGUCCUUCCUCUGAGGCAUCGGCAAGGUCUGCUUCCUCACAGGAGGAGAUCUGCUGUGGACACGGAGCAGCACAAAGAGCAACACAAGCGUUUCUACACCGCAAAUGACACAACAUGUCGCAGGCUUUACCACGGGAUAGGAGAAACAGAACUUCCACAAAUCCUGGGACUGAAUGCAGAUUUUUUUAACUGAAUGGAGAUACAGAAGAAAAUUAAGUCAGACUCAUAAGGAGGGAUCUUGGCUCCUGCAGCAAUCCCCCCUGCAGGGGUGAGCUCUUUUGGCUGGCUCGGCACUUCCUUAGCAGAGGGGCUGCUGGCAGGAGCAACAUCUGAACAGGUAACACAAACAAACAGGUCAUGAAGCCUCAAGAGGCAGAGCUCGUCACUGAAAUCUCAAAGUUACAAUGCAUGGUCACAGAGCUGAAAACGGGCUUUACCAGCGCCUUGCUGGAGCUCAGUCAGAUCCAGCACGGAGACUCGCACCUGAGGGAGGAACUGGAGGAGAACAGGAGGAGCUGUCAGAAGAAGGCUUUCCGCUUGGAGACUCUGGUGGAGGCGCUGAGGGAAGAACUGGGAGUGCUGAGGUGUCAAAUCGUGCAGCUGUACAGCAAGAGACGCGGGCCUGAGCCGGAUGGAAAGAGCUCCACGUCCAAACCGAGAGAAAGCCUUCCAGCAGAGCCGGUCGGUGACCAGAGUGUGUGCGAGUGUCCGGGCCCUCCACCAGCCAGCCUCUCCAGAGGGAAACUGCUCCUUCACUGCUUCCUUCAGGGUCUGAAAGCUGGGCUGAGUGAAGGAACAGAUGCUCGACAUCAGGUGGCCAUGCAGCUCCUGCACUCUGAGUGGGAAUAUGUGUCCACCCUGAAGCAGCUGUGCGACAAGUACAAAACACCCCCGGCUCACCAGAUGACCGCGGAGCCAUAUCAGACGUACGUGGGCUUCGUGGAGCAGCUCCUGCAGCGACACGUGCUCUUCAGGAACACCCUGCAGGAGAGGCUAUCUGCUGAGCACUGGAAAUCUCUGGUCGGAGACAUCCUGGUGCAGCUCAUUGGCCAAAACGACACAGCUUUUUCAGAUAUGUACCUCGGAUACACGACCACCCUGGCAUCCUUCCUCUCGCUCGAGUUCAACAGGCCGGACGAGCAAGGCAGGAGUCACCGAGCGCAGAGGGCCCAGACGGAGAGAGAGGAAAUAAAACUGCUCUCUUUGCUGCUGGCUCCCGUCGCUCGCAUCCACAGCUACCUGAGUCACAUUCAGAACCUGUUGCAGUGGACCGGUAAGGAUCACCCUGACUGCAGCCUCCUGCUGGGGUCCGAGCGAGCUCUGCGCAGCGUUUUGUCCCGUUGCCAUGUGAUCUUGGAGGAGGAUGUUCGAUGGGAGGAAGACGAAGGAGCGGGGCAGAGGUCAGAAAGCAUAACCGAAGAGGGGCUUGCACAUGAAGAUUUUUAUUUAUUUUUUAUGUUGUUGCUCUGUUGAAAAGCUGACGUACAUCAUGGCAUGGAUUUCAUUUUGGGUUGUUUCUAAGGAGGAAUGAUCCCACGGCGUAUUUCUUGAAACUACAACAGGGAGCACAAGCCUGAAUUUGUUGUGGAUUUUC